AUGCCUGUAAUACUUGAUACAUCCUUCCCGGACUAUAUACUAGCCGGGCUGGAGGAGGUCGCACGGGAGCAAGGAUUUACCGAAGGGAUGUAUCGCUUCGAAAGUGAAUCCGGCUCCAACAUGGGUGACGGGUUUGUUGGACAGCUGGUGAAAGUGUUUAUUCGCGAGGAGGGCCGUGAGCUGAUAGUGUUGUGCAAGCUGCUGCCAGAAAAUGAAUUGCGAAAGCAGCAAGGCGUCCCACUAUUUGAUCGAGAAUCGGAAGCGUACAUGGAAAUUUUACCGCUCCUGAUGAACUUCCAGCGUGAACGAGGUAUUCCGGAAGGGCUGGCCAGAUUUACCAACGUGCCACGAUGUUACUACGCGAAAACUACGGUAGAUAAGAUGGAAUCGGUCAUCAUUAUGGAGGACCUUCGGUUACAAGCGUACCGGAUGUGGGAUAAAGCGAACCCAGUGGAUUUCGAGCAUGCACGACUGCUCAUGUACACAUUGGGCCGGCUUCACGCACUAUCGUUUGCGAUGAAAGAUCAGCAGCCGGAAGAGUUUGCCAAGUGCCGUGAAUUUAGUGACCCUAUGUGCAAAAUGCUAGAUCAAGAUAUGACAGGUUUCGAGAAGAUGAUGGCCGGCAUGUGUCGUAGAGCGAUCGAUACACUCGAAAAGCACGAUACCUUCCGGCGGGAAAAGAUGGAACAAAUCAAAGAUCGCUCUGUGCAAGAAAUUAUAGCGUGUGUUGAUGGAAAAGCUGCCGAGCCUUACGCUAUUAUAGGGCAUGGCGAUUGCUGGUCCAAUAAUAUGAUGUUCCAAUAUCAAGAGGAUGACAAAACGCCUAAGACGAUCAAGCUGAUCGACUGGCAAUUGUCUAGGUAUGGAUCUCCAGUACUCGAUCUAGUCUACUUCAUCUUCAACUGUACCGAUGAGGAGUUGCGUUCACAUAGUUAUCAACAACUCCUGGCCAUCUACUACAACAGUCUUAGUGAGCAUCUACACAAUCUAGGCGGAAACGUUGAGCGUCAGUUCCCGCGCAGUGCAUUCCGCGAGCAGCUGAAAAAAUUCGGUCGCUACGGACUGGUGAUGUCCAUGAUGGUACUUCCCAUCAUCUGUACGCCCAACGAUGAACUACCAGAUACGGAUACGGCAAUGGAAGAAUUCAUGAAUGAAAUGAAUAAUGGCAAUAGUGAGGUUGGGCUGGUAUACGGUACGACAGAAAAGGCCGCCAUUCGGUACAAAAAACGAAUGUCAGGCAAUAUUCGGGAUGCCAUACGGUUUGGAUACAUAUAA
This is a messenger RNA of Anopheles maculipalpis, 1275 nucleotides long. RefSeq lists its product as uncharacterized. The record is from RefSeq and is a predicted model, not a curated record. The transcript is spliced from 2 exons. The coding region runs from base 1 to 1275 and encodes 424 amino acids. NCBI's taxonomy places the organism in Eukaryota, Metazoa, Arthropoda, Insecta, Diptera, Culicidae.